Trichomycterus rosablanca is the source of this 5947-nucleotide messenger RNA. Its product is annotated as period circadian protein homolog 2-like. Lineage: Eukaryota; Metazoa; Chordata; Actinopteri; Siluriformes; Trichomycteridae. Bases 178 to 3840 code for a protein of 1220 amino acids. The record is from RefSeq and is a predicted model, not a curated record. Gene Ontology annotation, biological process: entrainment of circadian clock by photoperiod; circadian regulation of gene expression; negative regulation of transcription by RNA polymerase II. Gene Ontology annotation, cellular component: nucleus; cytoplasm. Gene Ontology annotation, molecular function: transcription cis-regulatory region binding; transcription corepressor binding. The transcript is spliced from 23 exons.
GGGCAGCGUGUUCACUCCUAACUCGUUCUAAUUUAAUACCAGCGCACACAAUUACACAGAAUCUCUUCAGAAUCACCUGGAAUUAUAUCGGACCGUCGCUUCACAUUCAGCGCCCCCAUGCUUCAGCUCCGGCGUCCUGUAAUCUCAGCCUAGACCUUCCACCCGCUGAUUGUGAGCAUGUCCGCCGAGUCCGGGCUCAAGUCGUACCUGUCCGGGGGCGGGUCCGAGGAGGAGGGGGAGGGGUCCGGCGUCCCCAUGCCUCACCUGCACGAGAUGGGCGGGGCCUCCGAUGGGAGCGACAGCGGCAACGACCCGCCGGCUUCCCCCGGCUGCCGCCCGCCGCUGCACGAGGACAUGGAGAUGGGGGGCAACGGUUCGAGCGGGAGCGACACGGAAUCCCAUGGCAACGAGUGGCACGGCAACGAGUCAGUCGGAGGGUCCAGCGGCAACGGCAAGGAUUCGGCGCUGCUGGGAUCUUCAGGCAGCAACAAGAGUUCAAACUCUCAGAGUUCUUCACCUCCGAGCAGCUCCAACACCUACAGCCUGCUGAGCUCCGAGCAGGACCACCCGUCCACCAGCGGCUGCAGCAGCAGUGAGCAGUCGGCGAGGACGAAGACUCAGAAGCAGCUGCUCAAGACCCUGAAGAAGCUGAAACAUCACCUGCCCGCUGAGAAGCGCAGCAAGGGCCGAGCGAGCACGCUGCACACACUCCGCUACGCCCUGCGCUGCGUCAAACAGGUCAAAGCGAAUGAGGAGUACUAUCAGAUGCUGAUGGUUAAUGACAGCCAGCCGCCGGGUCUGGACGUUUCUUCCUACACCAUCGACGAGAUCAACAGCAUCAUGUCUGAAUACACCCUCAAGAACACUGAUAUCUUCGCAGUGGCCGUGUCCUUGAUCACCGGGAAGAUCGUGUACAUAUCGGAGCAGGCCGCCACCAUCCUGCACUGCAGGAUGGACGAGUUCACGGACAGGAAGUUUGUGGAGUUUCUGACGCCGCAGGAUGUGAGUGUGUUCUACAGCUACACAACUCCGUACAGACUGCCGGCGUGGAGCAUGUGCACCGGUACAGAGUCGUCAGCGGCUGAUUUUGUGCAGGAGAAAUCCUUCUUCUGCAGGAUCAGUGGAGGGAAGGAGAAGGACGGUGAUCUUCAGUACUACCCGUUCAGGAUGACUCCGUAUCUGAUGAAGGUUCAGGACACCGAACUGUCUGAGGAACAUUUCUGCUGCCUCAUCCUGGCGGAGAGGGUUCACUCGGGAUAUGAAGCACCCAGGAUUCCCACAGACAAGAGGAUGUUCACAACGACACACACACCCAACUGUGUGUUCCAGGAUGUUGAUGAAAGGGCAGUUCCUCUGUUGGGGUACCUGCCACAGGACCUGAUUGGGACCCCUUUUCUUCUUCACAUUCAUCCUGAUGACAGAUCGACCAUGCUGGCAGUACAUCGCAAGAUUCUGCAGUACGUGGGCCAGGCGUUUGACCACUCGUCCAUCCGGUUGUGCACCAGGAACGGCGAGUACAUCACGCUGGACACCAGCUGGUCCAGCUUCGUCAACCCCUGGAGCCGCAAAGUGUCUUUCGUCAUCGGCCGACACAAAGUGCGCAUGGGGCCGGUGAAUGAGGACGUGUUUUCAGUUCCCACCUUCACAGAGGGGAAGAUCAUGGACUCGGACAUCCAGGAGAUCACAGAGCAGAUCCAUAAAAUCCUGAUGCAGCCUGUACACAGUUUAGGCUCCAGUGGUUACGGUAGUCAUGGCAGCAACGGUUCCCAUGACCACAUGCAAAGUGUGACAUCAUCCAGCGACAGCAACAGCAACGCUAACGUCGCCGCCGGCAACGACAACGCCGCCAACAGCGAGCGAGGCAAAACCAAACCAAGGUCAUUUCAGGAGAUCUGUAAAGGAGUUCAGAUGCUAAAGAUGCAGGACCAGCAUCUUAAAUCUGAUCCGAAGAAGAGUGCAGAGACAGGGUUAAAAUCACCUGGUGUGAAGCAGAAGGACGCCGCUCCGGUGGUGAGAGACGGUACUGCGGCAGUGGAGGAGCUGAGGGACCAAACCUUAAACUCCUACCAACAGAUCAGCUGUUUGGACAGUGUGAUCAGAUAUCUGGAGAGCUGUAACACACCCAUCACAGUGAAGAGGAAGUACCAGUUCUCCUCCAACACCACCUCCUCCAACUCAGACGAGGAGAAGAAAGGAGGUGAUGGAGCUGUAGCCGGCGCCGAAGAUUCUAUGAAGACCAAUAAGAAGUCUUCGCCGGACGUGGUGGGCGGGGCCUUGGCUGAGAGCGUGGUGUCCAUCCCGUCUCAGUGCUCCUACAGCAGCACCAUCGUCCACGUCGGCGAUAAGAAACCACAGCCUGCAGAGUCAGAGAUUAUCGAGGACGUAUCCGAGAGCCCGACCCCGCCCGCGGCGGAGCGGGGCGCCUACAGGAAGGUGGGUCUGACCAGACGGGUGCUGGCGGCCCACACGCAGAAGGAGGAGCAGGCGUUCCUGAGCCGCUGUAAGGAGCUGUGCCUGGCGUCGCUACAGAGGAGCGGUACAGGCGGCGCGGAGAGGGAGCGCCGACACGCCGGCGACGCAGCUCAUGCAGCCAAACCCGGCACAUCGGGGGCGGAGCCGACCACCAAAAGGAGCGGGCGAACCAAAAAAUCCAAGAAGCCUCGCAUAAGGAAAUCCGAAUCGUCUGACAGCGCCGUGUCCCAGCGCAGACCCCGCCCGCCCCUGCAGGGACUCGAUCAGACGUCCUGGUCGCCGUCCGAGGCGUCUCGGUCUGCCUUCUCUGUUCCGUACCCGGCCAUGAUGCCCGGCUACACUAUUUACCCCACUACGCUGCCCCCUGCUGGCAACCACGGUACAUCAGGCGGGUUCGGAGACUCUCGGAGCGCUCAGGCUCCGCCCACCGCUCCUCAGCUCGCCGCACCCAUGGUCACGCCCGUGGUGGCCUUCGUCCUGCCCGAUUACAUGUUCCCUGAGGUUGGCAUGGCCGCGCGCCCGCCUUUCUAUCCGGAACAGCACCAGGCCUACGCUCCCCAGCAGCUCUUCCGGCCGCAGCACAUACAGCAGAACUACAACUCCCAGAAUCCUUUGCAGCCCCAGCAAGCCCAGUUCCAGACACAACCGAACUCCGCUCCCCAGCAGCCCCAUCAGCAAGCGUACCCACCACAGCACACGUACCUUACCCAGAACCCCUUUCGGCCCCAAACCCCGUACACGCCCCCUCAGACGUGUUGCCUUGACGACGACGCUCAGAGCGACGCCCUGUCCACGUCCAGCGAGCCGAUGGAGCUGCUCAUGCAGGAGGACUCGGGAUCGGCCACGUCCGCGUCCACCGGCUCCAACGGCUGCGACACCUCCAACAGCGGCACAGGCGAGUGCAGACCCACCAAGUAUUUCGGCAGCGUGGACUCGUCCGAGCACGAGGAGAAGAGGGAGGAAGCUAAACAGAACUUCAAAUACGUCCUGCAGGAUCCGCUCUGGCUGCUCGUGGCCAACGGCGACGACAAAGUCCUGAUGAACUACCAGGUCCCGCCACGGGACCUGGAUCAGGUGUUGCGGGACGAUCGGGAGCGUUUACGGCAAAUGCAGAAGAGUCAGCCGAGGUUCACGGCGGAUCAGCGGCGGGAGCUCGUAGACCAGCACCCGUGGAUGAGGAGGGGGGGCCUGCCGAAAGCCAUUAACAUCAAGGACUGUAUGUACUGUAAGGACGAUGCCGCCCCCAUGUUAGAGGACAACCUGCCUGACAUGGCGCUCGGCCUUCUGGGAGUUGAGGCCGCGCAGGAGGAGGGCGUGUCCCAUACACAGGAAGAGGAGGAGCAGCCUGGUUUGGGCUCUGUGUCCUAGCGGCUCCUGGUUUCUUCUGUACAAACAGUGAAGUGCAUUACGGGUAUUCUCUAACACCCCCAGCUCACCCCCCUCCACCACCACCACCGUGCAGCGUCUGGACUCUUUUGGACCGUAGAUGCUAAAGUGCAGUUCCAGAACCACGUGGAUCUUCCAGCUCGGUGCACACGGCUCGUUUUACACCAGAUUCACUGAUCAAUGUAGCAGCUACUAACCAAACGGUGCCGGUGCUUUCUCACUGCACGCCACCCUGUGGUACGGUGCAAUAUGCCACACUCAGUGGUUGUUUCUAUUGCCUAGUGAACCAUGCCGUACCUAGGGACCCGUGAUGAACUCAGUUACCCUUCUUGAUCAGGGACCAAGCGUACCGCUGAUCGGUCAAGCAUGCUAUCCCAUCAGUGCUGAGAUCUCUAACUCUCCAGUUCCAAUCUCAGCUCUGCUAUCAGCCGGCCGGGCGCCUACACAGACUCACGAUUGGGAGAUAUGGAUGCCACGUUCCGGAUCGUAUCGUAGAGAGUUGGCAGUGGAGAAGCUGCUCGUCGGAACACGGCGGUUAUCUGCGAGAUCUCAGCUGCCGAGAUUCCUGAGCAGAACCGAAAAGUGUGUGAGCUUUUAAAUGUGAAGUAAAUGAAAUAUAAAAGUGGUUCAAACUUCAGGUGUUUGGAUGUUUGGAUUUGACCAAAUCACGCUCCAGAACUGUUCACCCGGGUUUUAGACCCACUGAUCAGCUCAUUAACGGCGUCGGCACUGUGACACGAGGAACGUCUCCCUCCUCGUCCUCUAAAUCCUGAACUGUGACCAACAAUCACUAACUGUAAAACUUUCUGAUCUUCACGUCUAAAAUAUUACAAAGUAUUAUCAUACUGUAGAUAAAAUCACCAGAAACAGCUUUAUUUAUUUAGCCGUGUAUAAAACUGUGAAAGAAGCUCCGGUCAGAGACGUUGGGACUCGUACAGGGUUCCAGAUUUUUGUUAAUAUGUAAGAAUUGUUUUUUUUCUGAGAGCAGCUACUUUAUGAACUUGUGUACGUCAGUUAAUGUGCUGCAUCUUUUCUUCUUAUUAUUAUUAUUAUAUUUAUUUUGUCAUUUUGUCCCUUUUGACCGAGGAGGGCCGUCCCCUCCGACACGUGUGUUAUUCACCGUCUCUGUGCAGCUCCUGGAUCAGCCAGCAGAGGCCCUAAUUGCAGCAGUGAUGAGAAAUCCCUUCAGCCUGCCCUCUCUCAGACACAGCCAGUGUUCUAGCACUGCGCCACCUGAGCGCCCCGUGCGCUGCAUUUUUAGCCAGCAGCGGCUAUCCUGUCCACUGUACUGAUGGAGGUUUGUUUAUACACUGGACACACUGAGUACUGGACACGCCCCAGUACAGAGGCUCAUCUGAACUUCCUAAACAUGCACAAGCAUCGAUUUAAUCCCUGUGCAGCUUAAAUCUGCUGAAAAUCUCAUGGACAAUGAUGAUCACCACUGAGCAAGUGUAUGAGACGACCAGAACAGAAAGAAGCUCCUGAACCACAUUAAGUCCGGCAAGUUUCGUUACUUUUGGCGUCUGAUGAGGCCCCACAUGAGGACGUUGUAGACACUGCAUGGCAGGACACAGAAGACGAAGCUGGAUUGAUGAUGUCAUGACGUGGAUUGUCUGUUACAAGAGGCACGAGACAGACGGCACUGGAGAAAGCUGACCCAUCACAGACCAACCAUCACAAAGAGAUACUGGCAGACUGAUGUGAUGUGACGUGAUGUGAGUUGCAAAUUGCGUGUAGUGACAUGUUUUGUCCUCAGAGGGGCUCCAGAUCCCCAAAUCUUCAUCAGUUUCGUCCUGCUGCUUUAAGUCAGUAACUGAUAAAUCACUGAGCUCUGAUUUGCAGUAUUGUAAUUGGUUAUCGGUUAAUGUUAGGAGCAGUUUAGGUAAAGAGAACCAGACAUUAUACUACAGUGAAAGAGUAAAACCCCCAGUUUCUGUUACAGCUGGUUAUUAGAAGCGUUUUAAUGACAGUGUGCGCUUUUACCCUUUAUAGGGAAUAAAUUUUAAAAAGAAAACACAGCUGCCUUAUUCUGUUGUUUCUCUUAUCGUUGUUUGUAUUACUAUUAUUUCAUUGUAAUAAAUACAGUUGA